CUGAACUUCUUGCUUUGACACAUAUCUGGACAUUCAGUGGAUAGUAGCCCAGAAUGUCCACCAAAAAGGCUCUCAAGUCAAUUCAAGGUCAUCUGAAGGAAAAGAAUGCCGAGUCGGCUCUCUAUGAAGCUACAGAGCUGCUGAAAUCGAUCGAUCAUGAGGAUACAGAUGCCGCUCAAUGUCUUGUCUUCAGAGGUCUUGCGCUGACGCAGCUGGAGAAACUGGACGAGUCUGAAAAGUCAUAUCUUCAAGCCUACAAGCUCCAGCCGAACAACCCUCUGGCCGCCAAAGGAUUGACAAUGCUGUAUGAAAAGACGCAGGACUGGGACAAGUAUGGAGUGUUCUUGGAGAAUCAAACUCAAAGAUUGUAUGACAGUGGAGAUGCCGAGAACCUUGCAGGUACUCUUGAAAGGCUGAUUGGGAUAAGGCAAGAACAUGGCCCCGAAGAAAAGCUCUACAAGACGCUCGAGCUUCUCUUACCUUCAUCGCCCCUCGUUCCCCUACUGCAAUCUGUUGAAGCUUCCAAAGACUCUUACGUCCCCAUUGCCGUCCCCGAAUACCCUACACCGGCCGGCAAACUGCCUGUCCUCCCACCACUUCCCCAUCCAUCACUCAUCGCCGGCUCUCUUGCUAUCGCCCUGAACGUCCUCAUCCGUUUUGAAACGACUCUCAGUGCCAAAAUCGCCGCCCGGGUCGCCAACGACCGUAAGCGUAUCAACGCUGGGUCUGAGGCGGAGGUACGAAAGAAUGUGGACAGAGAGAUUCUGGCGACAGAGGGCUUGAAAUUGGCGGAACUUUGGAAAGAGGUUGGAGGACAUCCUGCCGUCGAGGAUGACAUUAGGCGACAGGUGGAAAUCAAGGAAUUCAACUUUUGGCGAAGGCUUGUGGCUUGUCUUGAUGCCAAGCCCAAGACAACCGAUCGACCUGCAGCCAAGCCUAGUGUCCCAUCGGCACCAAAGUUGAAGCUCGCCGUGUCUAGGCUUUCUGAGCCGGCGUUGUUCCAGGAGAAGAAGGAUCUGGUGGCGCCGACCAAGCAGGAAGCUCUGGAUCAUGCCGACGGGCUUGCCAAUGGUUUUGUUCUUCUUGGUGUCAACAGCGCUGGGUCCGAAGAGGGGUGGUCUUGGGCCUUGGAAGGAAGGGACGAGGAGUCUAUAUACUACGAUAUCGAUCUCCUCCACAAAUAUGCCUGUGCCUUCCCCUUCUCGCCCUUGGCGGACUUUAUCGACAUCUACUGUCGCUGGUUCAAACGUCCUUCUCCUGAAUACGAGCAAGAAAAAGACAACGCCAGCUUGCAAGAGCGUACUCAAUUCAAGAAACACAAGGGCGGCAAAGCCUCGCGGGCCAGACGACAGGUGAGAAGGGAGAAGGAGGGACAGGAUGAGGGAAAGGUUGUGGUAUCGGAAGAUGUAGAGCAGGAAGAGAAGGAAGAGAUGAUUUCACUCUUGACAAAGAUGAUUGUCGAGCUGCCAAAGUCACUGUUUGCGUACAGGGCCAUGGCAAGGGUCUCUUUGCAAGAUGAGGACCUGCCAAAUGCCAUCUCCUUCGCCGAAAAAGCCCGAAAGCUUGUAAAGGAGAUCGAGUCUCAGCGAGGAAUCACUCUUCCAAAGGCCCAAGCGGAUCUUGAUACCGUCUUGGGUGUUGCCCUCGUCCCAUACUUUCCUCCUAAGCACCACAAGCGAGCUACUCGAAUCCUGGAGACCGUUCUCACCGCCAAGCCAGGAAAUAUCGAAGCUCGUUUCUCCCGCGCUCAAGUGUUUCAAUAUGCCGGAGACUGGAUCAGCGCGCGCGAGCACUUUCAGCAGGUUCUCGACUCGUCACAGGAUGAGAAGGCGAUCAUCACUGCAAAGGAAGAGGUUGGGUGGUGCCUCGUCAACGAAGGCAAGCUCGAAGCUGGUCGAGAUGUCUUGGAGGAGGUCGUUGGGAUCAGAGACGGGAAGAAUGAAAGGGAGAAGGAAGAAGAGGCCAAGGAGAGGAGUAGAGCUUGGUACAGAUUGGGUCAGACCGAGUGGAGGAUUGGGGACGAUGAGGCGAAAGCGAACGCUGAGGAAUGGUUUAUGGCUUCCAUCCGCGCCAACCCUUCCCACGCGGCUUCCUACACUGCGCUUGGUACUUGCUACUCCUCCGCCAACCCUCCCGACCACGAACGCGCCCUCAAGUGCUACCAGCGUGCUUUCGAGCUCGAUGCUACAGAGGCGUAUGCGGCGCAUAGGUUGGCUGUCGGUUAUGCGAACGAAGAUGAGUGGGCGCAGGUGAGAUUGAUUGCUGUCAGGGUUAUGGAGGGUGAAGGCGGUCUGGAAGGUGUCGCCGGAGGGGACGCUCUUGGUACCAAGGCCAGAUUUGCGCCGCAGAACGGAUGGGCUUGGAAGGCACUCGGUGCGACCGAGAUGCACUAUAAAAAGUACGACAAGGCCGCGGAAGCCUACCAGAUUGCCCUCCGUGCUGACCCCGAAGAUGUAUCAACCUGGGUUACUCUUGGUGAAGCCUACGUCAAGUGCGGACGUCAUACCGCCGGCCUCAAAACCUUCUCCCAUGCCCUCACCAUCGACCCUGCCAACUGGCGAGCGUUGUUCGACAUUGGUCAGACACAGAGUCAGCUCGGCGCGUUUGACAAGGCAAUCGAGGCGUAUGGGCAGGUGAUGGACAUUACUGGCGGAGAGGAGGUUGGGAUCGUUGCCGCAUUGGCGGAGGCGAAUCUAUCUUCCGGGAGACAGACCGGCGCUGGAGGAUUCCGCGUCAGGUCUAGGGGUGCUUUCCACCGGGCGAUCGAACUCGCUGUCAAGGUGCUCAAGACGGGCAGGACGCAUCGUGCUUGGGCGUGGAAGCUCAUUGGCGACGCUACAUUCGAGCUCAGCUGGCAAGAAUCGAGCAUUGAGGAGGCCCAGGCUUCCUUCGAGUAUGUGCAGCCUGUGCUCCAAUUCCUUGUUGAGGACGAUGCCGACAAGCGAUCCAAUGUUCCCGGCGUCGGCCACGCUGCCAACCUCCUACAAGAAGCUGUCUCUCUCAGCACCACACUGAAGACUGCCAUAUUCGCGUUCGCCUACCGGGCUCAUUUGCUCAAGAACGAGCCCCGAGUGGUUGAUCCCGCCUUGUACGAUUAUGCUAGUGCUUUGCAUACACUCGCUAGCAGACUCGACGACGGAGAGGAGAGGAAGCAGUGCCUCAGGACUGCCAUCAGCGCGAUCCGGACUGCUCUUGACCGGGAUGCCGGAGACGAGAGGCUUUGGAAUGCUCUUGGCGUCAUUUGCGCCACAGCUGGACCCCAACUUGCUCAGCACGCCCUAGUGGUCUCUCUCGAGCUUUACACGAAGGACCCCGUUGUUUGGGUCAAUUUGGGUUACUUGUACCUCAGACUUGACGAUCGUGAGCUCGCUGGGCAAUGUUUCCUCAAAGCUCAGGUCAUGGACCCGGACUAUGCACGGGCAUGGUAUGGCCAAGGUCUAUUGGCUGAUAGGAAUGGGGAGAAGGAACAGGCGAAAGCGCUUUUCUCACAUUCUGUCACGCUAUCGGCUCAGGCUCUGCUUGAGGCGGAUCUGGCUUUGGCAGCUGCCACUUUUGCUCGCUUCCUUUCGCCCACUUCUGCGAUCGACGCUGGUAUCCUUCACCAGCCCGCUUUCGCGCUUAAGCACUACUGUCACCAGAGGCCACAAGACUAUACUGCUGCUCACCUAUACGCCCUGAUCUGCGAGAGACUGGGCCUGGUCGAGGAGGCUGUUUCGUCGCUUGAGAGGACCGCUAUCGCGCUGGAGGAGGAGUUCGAGAGGGCUGAGAGUGCAGAGAUUGAACACUUGUACGCCGUUGCGUUGUGCAAUCUCGGACGAGUCCGACUCUCUACUGGACAGUAUGCAGAAGCGCUGGAAGCACUUGGCAACUGCUGGGAGCUUGUUGCUGGCUCCUCAGAGGCUGCGUCUGCUACUUUGAAACCGCAGUGUAAGCUUCUCCAAGGCUUGGCGCACUACUGGCUCGGGCAGACGGACGAAAGUCUCGAAUCAUUCCAGGCGGCUUUAGAUGAAGCGACUGCGAACCAGGAUAUGGAGGUCAAGGAGGAAGUGGCGGUCUUGCUGAGUCGAACGCUCUGGGGCUUGGGCGGAGAGGAUGCAAAGGAGAUCGCAAAGAGCAAUCUUCUGGAGUGUCUGUCUCGAGAGAACCCCUCGCUCAGAGUCAUCUCGACCCUCGCCGCUAUCGCCGUCGUUUCUGCUGAUUCCGACCUCAUCGAAGCAUCCAUGUCUGAGCUGCUUUCUCGACCCAUCUCAGAGCGUGUACAGGACUCGUCCGACCAGGGCGAUCUCGUCCUCUACCUCCACAAUCUCGCGGAAGGCCGAGAAGAAGAGGCAUACGAGGUGUUGCAGGAUGCUGCCCGUGCCGCUCCUGGAUCGCAAGGGAUCAGAAACAGGCUCGCAGAAGCGUUGAUCAAGGCGAGCAAGGCUGGUGAUGCUCUCAAGGUCCUCGAGGUGCCAGGAGGAAAGAAUGGAACCGUCGAGUCAAAGGCAGAAGAGGACAAGCUACGAGGGUUGGCAGAGUUGCUCGAAGGAGAAGGCAAGGGAUUGAGGAAGUUGAAGAGGAGUGUGAUGCUGGCCCCAUGGGAAGAAGAGAAUUGGCAUGCCCUUGCAUGGGGAAAGAAGGUCGCCGAUGAGGCCGGCCUGGAGGAGCAGCAGCAGCAGCAUGACGAAGUUGAGCAGGAGGAAGUGCAGUCUAGUGUUCAGAUUGCUUAAUCGAGCAUGCAUCAUUGGUCUAUAGUGCCCCGCCCCGUGUGGAAGACCUAUGUCCAACAUCAAGCCAGAAGAUAGAAGACAUCCUCGACCUCCGAUUUGACCGCGAGGUGGCCGCAUGUCUGAUGUCUCACAUCCAUGAUUUGC
Cryptococcus amylolentus CBS 6039 is the source of this 4853-nucleotide messenger RNA. RefSeq lists its product as hypothetical. Gene Ontology annotation, cellular component: Ski complex. The coding region runs from base 54 to 4709 and encodes 1551 amino acids. NCBI's taxonomy places the organism in Eukaryota, Fungi, Basidiomycota, Tremellomycetes, Tremellales, Cryptococcaceae. The record is from RefSeq and is a predicted model, not a curated record. The transcript has 8 exons. Gene Ontology annotation, molecular function: protein binding.